Messenger RNA from Protopterus annectens (West African lungfish), 1934 nucleotides. RefSeq names its product caspase-8-like. Gene Ontology annotation, molecular function: cysteine-type endopeptidase activity; protein binding. Lineage: Eukaryota; Metazoa; Chordata; Ceratodontiformes; Protopteridae. The record is from RefSeq and is a predicted model, not a curated record. Bases 355 to 1692 code for a protein of 445 amino acids. The transcript has 9 exons. Gene Ontology annotation, biological process: proteolysis; negative regulation of extrinsic apoptotic signaling pathway via death domain receptors.
AUCAGAUACUUCCUUUUCUGUACUGAGCCCAAUUUAACAUUAAGUGCUCAUAUUUCAUAUUCUGCCUCUAUUUGCCUGGUCAACACAAAGAUAAUAAAAACAAGAAAGCCAAUGCAGUAGUUAAUUUCUUCUAGCAUUGACGAGAUCUCUGCGUAACUAACAGCUUGUGCACAGAAAGUAUGAAGACAGGACAUAAUUUCUUACCCUUUGGAUUGAUGCAGCACUUUGAAAAUUAUCAGUGCAAGAAAACAAUCUGUGUGUGAAGUUCAGACGUUUAGACCUGUGACACAGAUGUAGACGAAGAGAAAAGUAUGCAGAUUGUCUGACAGUUGAGUUAAAAGCAUUUUGAAGGCCAUGGCCUUUUGUCCUGUUAUUUGUGAGCUUGACCAACAUUUGAACGGAGAGAAUGUGGCUGCCCUCAAAUUCCUUUGCAUGGAUCUCAUUCCACAAAAGGAUCUGGAAUCAAUCAGCAAUGGAAUGGAUCUCUUCCUGAAACUAAAUGAAAAUGGAGUUCUAGUGGAUAAGGGAUGUUUCAUUUUAAGGGAACUUCUGUACAGAGUAAAACGACUUGACCUACUCACAGUGAUUGGUGCUACAAUAAACGAAGUCAAGAAUGAACUCUCUAUACCAAACAGAGCUGUUAUUUCAAGUUACAGGCAGCUGUUACAUGACAUCACAGAAAGUAUGUCUAGCCAUGAUGUAAAACAUGCAAAGUUCUUAUUGCCUGGAAAUUUUCGGAAGUGUACAUGGGAAGACACUGUGACAAUGCGAGAAGUAUUUAUAAAAAUGGAAAAACUAGAUUUACUAGCAGAAAACAACAUGGAACAUUUGAAGACAAUUUGUAGAAACAUACGAUCUGAUCUUAUACGGAAAAUUGAAGCAUACGAGAGACACCAAGGUGCCUGUAGCCGGGAAACAACAUUUUUUUCACCUGUUAUGGAAGUGGGAGAAAAUCAGAUGGAUGCUGUGUACAGAAUGCGAAGCAGACCCCUUGGAUACUGUAUUAUCAUUAACAACAGAAACUUUCACGAUGAAACCAAAAUAAGAAGAGGAGCUGAGGCUGAUCUGGUGUCACUACAGAAGGUGUUUAAGAAGCUUCACUUCACUGUAGAGUGCCACAACGACUUGACUGCAGAUAAAAUACGCAUGGCUGUGAAGUCCUACCAAAACGACAUUCAUAAGAGGAGGGACUGUUUUAUCUGCUGCAUUCUCUCACAUGGAGAUAAAGGGACAGUGUAUGGUGUCGAUGGCAAGAGAGUGCCCAUAAGGGACAUAACAUCUUGUUUUACUGGCCAGCAGUGCCCAUCACUCAUUGGGAAACCUAAAAUAUUUUUUAUUCAGGCUUGUCAGGGGGAGAAGACACAAUAUGGUGUGCCUCUUGAAACAGACUUCUUGGACGUUGACUUAGUGGAAACUGAUGCCGCACCUGUCAUAGACUCUGUUGCUGAAUGGGCUGAUUUCCUCAUUGGCAUGUCUACCAUGGAAGACUAUGAGUCCUUUAGGCACAGAAGCAAAGGCAGCCUCUAUAUUCAGGCUCUCUGUAUGAAUCUGGAGAAAAAGUCAAGAUGUGAAGACUUGCUCAGUGUCCUCACCAAAGUCAACAAAGAAGUAGCAGAAACAUUUCCUCUACACCUUCGAAAGAAACAAAUGCCAGAGAUGAGAUCCUGUCUACGGAAGAAACUGAUUUUUUAACUUUUUUGUUAUUGGCUUAAGGGCAUCAGUGUUUUUUCAUACUCAUGAUCAUAUUUUUAUCUGUUUUAGUUAGUUCUCAUGUUGUAAAUAAGUUUAGUCAUAGUAAGUAAUCGCCAUAGGAAUGAAUGUGGUGUUAAUUCUUUGUAUCCCUUGAGAAUGGAUUUUGAACUGUUAAGGGUCUGGGGUUUAACAUUUUUCUAUGAAAUGAUGGAAUACUUAAAUAAAGAAACUGAUUCUUCUAA